Molecule: messenger RNA, 9262 nt
Organism: Monodelphis domestica (gray short-tailed opossum)
Lineage: Eukaryota; Metazoa; Chordata; Mammalia; Didelphimorphia; Didelphidae
Gene: TINF2
Product: TERF1 interacting nuclear factor 2
Biological process (GO): regulation of telomere maintenance via telomere lengthening; telomere capping
Cellular component (GO): shelterin complex
Molecular function (GO): telomeric repeat DNA binding
Source: RefSeq, a predicted model, not a curated record
CUGGGACCAGAACCGGAAGUGACGCGUGAAGUUGGCCAGUAUGAAUUUCAGUCAUCGCGCGUACCUGGGUGGCUGGACGUUGGGAGUUGUUAUGGCGCACGGGCUCCUCCCCUUGUUUUGAGCCUACUCGUCUUCAUUUUUGGAGUCUCAACCCAGUUAGGAGUAGAUCCCCAGGAGGAAACUGAACGUCUAAGCGUCCCUCCCUGCGUCCUGCCCUGGGAAUCUCCGCCCCCUUGGAGGGGGAGGGGCGGGGAGUGCGCCGAAGUCCCGCCUAUCUAUGGAUCGGGUCCUCGACCCCUCUGCCUAAAGGGAGAGGAUUCCGGGCCGGCCAGAACGGGUGAUGUCCGUCCCUUCAGAUGCCAGCGCUGCCGCUUCCUCGCUGCGAUUGGUUGCGGCCGCUGCCUGGUGGGUGGUGCGGAGGCGCCUCUCUGCGCACUACCCCCGAGUUUUGGACCUGCUGGGAACCCUGAAGGUGUCCGCCCCGGGUCUGGUCCGUCCCCGGCACCACGCGCGGCUCUGCAUGGGACUGCGGGCCAAGGUGGUGGUGGAGAUGAUCUUGGCGGGCCAGCCCUGGUCCCUGGUCCUGGAUGCCCUGAAUCGUCAUUUCCCAGAGUCUGGUCCACCUGAAUGCAGCUCCAGCGCGGCUGUGUGGGAUCGGAAGAUUGUGGAGGCACAUGAGGCCUUUUGCCAGCGAGUGAAACAUCUGGCAGAGGAUCCUGAAGACUUUGGUAGUCAUCUGCAGGAACUGGAACAAGAAUAUGGGGAACCCUUCUUAGUUGCCCUGGAGAAAUUAUUAUUUGAAUACCUAUGCCAGUUGGAGAAGACACUACCAGUGCUACAGUUGCAUGAGCUUAAGGAAGUAUUGAGAGGAAUGCAAACUGAAACCUUGCUCCCCCUUCCCCUUGCCCUGACCCAGUAUUGCAUGGACAUGGGGUGGCUUCUUCAAGAGUCCCCUCUUUUUACUUCAGUGAGAGGGACAGAAUCCCAAGAGCAGAGUCCUCUACCUUCUCCCCAAUUGGAACAAGUAUUCCAGGAUCCUGUUCCCACAACCAAACCCAACACUCCCUUUCCCCAGGGGCAAGGUUUGAAGAAACCUUCAGAGACCCUCACUGGUCGGGACUUCAACCUGGCCCCUCUAGGCCGCCGGCAAAUCCUGGCAAAUCGUGCAUCUGCUGUUAGGGGAGGUCGCAAGGACAGGCCCACUGUAAUGCUUUUCCCAUUCCGGAGUAUGUGCCUACCAGUUCAGGAUAUAAUUAUGCAUGGGAACAAUAAAGGACGUGGGCAGCCCAUGGCAGAUCCAGCAGGCACCAUGGGUACAAAAGCAAUCCCUCAAGGAAAGCACAGAAACUCAGCUCGUUCCCUCAGAGGGAGGGCUCAGGAACAGGGGAACUGGACUUCUGAUGAACCCUCAGAGCAAAAGGAGAACUGCCUGGAUUACUCCCUAGAGCCCUUGAGGCUGCCAUUACCUGCUGUUGGGGCCAGGGAGCCAGUGCAUUCCCCAUCUCUGUGCAGCCCUGUGGUUACCAUAGGGGACUUGGUUCUGGACUCUGAUGAUGAAGGGAAUGGCCAGAGGGGAGGGAAGAAGUUUCUUGAAAGCUAUCAGAAGACGAAGUUUGGCACCUUGAUCCCCACCUUCUGCGAGUACCUCUCCCCUGUUGAUCAAAGUUCCGUACUUGCCCCAGCCCCUUCCUGUGGCCAGACUGACCCCAUUAAAACCCAGUGGCUUAGGUCUCUUUGAUUGGCUAUAUGGUGGGGUCUCAUCCCACUGUAGUUGGUAGAGAAUUGGAAAACUAAGCAGAUUUGGCUUACCUUGGAGGCCAGGCACCUUCAUUUUGCAACAUAGGAUUGGGUUUACCUCAUCAUACCUUUCUUGUUUUAUUUUUUGUAACAGCCAGUGAUUAAAUUUUGAAUCUUCUGAAAUGUUGUCUUGGCUAUGAGGUAAGGCAGGCUAAGGGUGCCAUAUGAUCUCUAUACAGCGUCCCAAAUAAACUCCCAAGUUCCUUUCAUCUGGUCCAAGAAUAGGAAGAAUCUCUUGAUUCUUGCCUUUCCUUAGGAAUUGAUAUGAUUGGCUGUGGGUCCAAAGUAAUUGAGGGCCUAGAAGAAGCAACCUUGAAGAUGUUAACUUGGAAUCUUGGAUUCCCACUAUACAUGUGACUUUGAUUUGCAGGUCAGAGUACCAGAUGUGCACUUUUUUUAACCCUUAUUUUCUGUCUUAACUCUUAAGAUAGAAGGGCAAGGGCUAGGCAAUCAGGGUUAAGUGACUUGCCCAGGAUUGAGCUGUAAAGAAGUAUCUACAACCACAUUUGAACCCAGGUCUUUCAACCCCAGGCCUGGCUAUCUACUGAGGCACCUAGCUGCCCCCAGAGAAGUACUUUUAUAAACUCAUGCUAUCCUGAAUAAUCUAAUGUAAUCUUGGUGGUAAUAUCACUGUCAUCACAAAUAAUAAUGAAAUGGAACCAGGUUCUAUGGAUUGCAUGAGACAAUAGACUCAAGAUUUAGGUGGCACCUAAGAAAUAAUCUUGGUCUAACUCCCUUGGUUUUACAGAUGAUGAAACUGAAGCCCAGGAAGGUUAAAUGAUUUGCCCAGAGUCACAGCAGGAAAGAUCAGAGGUAGCCCUGAAACUCUGGUCUCAUCCAUAACUCCAAAUCAAGUACACUUGCUCAUGCUGCCAGGUUCCUGACCAUGCUAAAAAUGUGUAGCCCCAUUCACUGGGCAAAUGUUCUGAUGUCCUCUAGAGAUCAAUGCAACUUUGUCUUUAGCCUUACAUUUGUAUAAUUCUUCAACUCUGGAUGAGAUUUUGCCUUUCAAAAGGGGCCCAAGAGCUCCAAAACUAUCUAGUGACAUCUGAUCCCUUCUUUAAGGGUAGUUUGGGUUUGCACAUACUACUUCUCAGGCCUUUUUGCCAAGGGCCAGACUUUAAUGCAAUCUGAUAAAUAAACAAUGAGGUUCAAACUGAUGAAUUUUUUCAGGUAGCCAUUACUAAAAGUGCUGUUAUAUAAGUGAGUUAACCCAGACUGAGUUCUCUCCCAACUUUGCUUUAUAUCCAAGAAAUCUCAGCAUAGUGUUUAUCCUGACUCCAGUCUUGCUAUUUAUUUGAUAAUUCUCUCCAGUGAGUGUUAGACCCACUACCCUGAGCUUUUUUGUAUGAAUAGUGAAACAUGAAGGCAGCCUUAUGGUGCCCUCAGGGAACAAAAAAACCAAACACAAAACCAAUAAAAUCACUGGUCCAGAUAAUCCAAGAUGGCUUCUCUGCUUUGGAUACUAGUGCCACUGCCAGGCAGUGUGCUCAAGCUCUUAGCCCUCCUCACUGAAGAUGGGGUUCACCUGCUGAGUGACCCGGAUAAAAGUAGUGCGUCGGCUGAGCUCCUUUAGCUUGGCUGCCCCAACAUAAGUGCACGUGGAACGGAUUCCUCCCAGGAUAUCCCUGAUGGUAUGUUCUACCUCACCUUUGAAGGGCACCUCUACUGUUUUGCCUUCUGAGGCCCUAGAAAAGAAGGGUUUCAUAUAAAUAACAAGUUCUACUACUCUGAUCCCAGCAAUCUUUGCUAAUCACUCAACUAUAGACCCCUGACUUAUACAUCAUCUAUUCCUGCUAAGCAAUGGUCCUUUACAAUCAAUUUUGCUUUCCCUCUCAAGCUAUAUCCUAAAGGAUCCUUCUUGUGGCAUCCUAGUACUGGUUCUUGAAUACUACUACAUGCCUUAUAUACUGUCAUACCUGUACUCAGCAAUGCCCCCAGCAUAUUUCUUCAUGGCUACUUCAGAGCUCAUGCCAUAGAAAAGCUUGUAUUUCUUGCCAUUCCUCUCUAUCAGCUCACCACCUGACUCGGUGUGGCCAGCCAGCAUGCCACCCAGCAUCACAAAGUCAGCACCUGCUCCUGUUAGCAUUAAGGAAAAGACCACAAGAGCUCAAUAUAGUUCAGGUAUCUAUUCCCUACAUAAAUGAUCUCCACUCAAAACCCAAGCUUCACUCAGGCCUGAAUCUAGUUGAGGCCCUUUCCUGGACAGGAGCCAAAAUCCCAAAAGAAUGCUCUCUUCUGGUCCCUUGAUUAUUACCCCAAUACUUAUCCUUUUGGUUUAGAAGUGACAUAAUGGCUUCCAAUUUGACUUGGAUGCCCCAAAUCCCCUUUUUGCUGCUCUUUCCACCUUCUGAACAUUUUUCUUUUCAGAUUCCAGUUGACUAAACUGCUCCCUCCCUUCAGGAUUGUUGGACCUUUGUCAGUUGAAUCAUAGGACUUUUAGGGUUCAAAAAGGAACCUGAAAGAUAAUUUGGUCCAAUUCCUUUUACAGAAGAGAAGACAGACCUAGAGAAGUUGACCAGCCUUCCCAAGGUCACAAUGUAGUAAGUAGCAGAGCUGGGAUCUGAACUUAAAUCAACACAGAUCAAAUGCUUUCUUUACUCUUAUCAUUCUGCCUUUCCAGUUUAGCAAUAUUAAUUAAACAGGCAAGAGAUUCAUUAGCAAGGAUGGGAAAACCUUGGUUCUUAACAUAGGCUUAAAGACUCAGCAGGAUCUAAAUGGAAUAAUGUUAAGUUAAUUGGAACUGCUUCCCAAGCUUUUCUGGGCCUGAUCUGGAGCUUCAGUAAUGAUAUCUCUUGCCUUCAAAUUCUACUGCUUCAGCUCAGCUACUUACCAAAAGCCUUAGCCACAUCUCCAGGACAACUGCAGCCUCCAUCCUGUGGGGAGAAGCUCUAGUAAGAGGAUGGUAUCCAAGUCCUGAUCUCUCCCUGUGCCCCACUACAAAAUUUAAUUGGGGAGGAGCUUAAGGGUCUUGGCAUUCUUUGAUAUUUAUUCCCAGAAAUAAGAAAACUUAAGUGUUUUGGCUCUUCAUUCCAUCUCCUGUAACUUACAGAAAUGAUGUGGCCUUUGAGCCCAUGGGCAGCAUCAGCACACUCCAUCACAGCACUGAGCUGUGGGUAGCCCACUCCCGUCUUCUUUCGUGUGGUACACACGGAGCCUAUAGAGAGGGAUGGGAAGAAGACCCCUGUGACCGUGGAUGCCUAAAACCACAGGAAAAUCAGUUGGGUGGGGCAGUUUUUUGUAUUUUUGACAGUGUGAGGUCAGAACUUACCUGGUCCAAUUCCUACUUUGAUAAUGUCAGCUCCAGAGAGGAUCAGCUCUUCCACCAUCUCUCCUGUUACCACAUUCCCAGCCUGUGGGAUAGAGAGCAAGAAAAAAUGGUACGGCAGACAAAGGCUUGGGGUCUGAAAUGGUAAACCAAGACAUUCUAAGGAGAGCUAAAUUGUAUCUUUGAUUGUAUUUAAUGCAAUAUUGUGGCAAUUGUAGAAAUGAAAUCUCCAAGGAUACAUUUUAGUUUCCUUUGCCAGACUGGCCAUUUCCCACUCUGUUUAUAUUUUUGCUAUAUCAAUUCCCUUUUCAGUUGUAUUUAGCAAGUUCUGACUUAUAUGCAUUAAACUAGUCUUGGUAAUUUUUGUGGCACCUCUGUACUAGGGUAAAUACCUAGAAUCCAUCUUAAUGAACUUGGUCUUAUUAAUGCCAUGAUUAGCUAGAAGAUGGAGCAUGGAAGACAUUUCAGUGAAGAGGAAAAUGGAUUGAUCCAAGAAGUUGGGAGUUCCCUGAGCAUGGCUACCUCAUAGUGGACACAACUCUACAUAACCUGACUUCUUUCCUAUAACCUGCCAGCCAUUUAGGAGAUGAUGAAGCAAGUCAGUGAUUCACCCUGCAGAAUUCUUUUGCAUAUAGUUUUAAAAAUUGUCUGUGAAAGAGAAAGUAACCACCAUAUUCUAAAAUCAACUCCCACAUAUCCAUGGUACACCUGAGCUUCAGUGAGCACAAAGUGCUACUUCAGACAUUUGGUUUACAAAGGCCAGGGGCAUCUCUGCCUGGUGUUAGGCGUGUUGCAUCAACCUACAAAGUGGCUCCAAUAUUGGGAGUGUAGCUUUAGUCUUCGAGACACUGUAUAUAGGGAGUUGCUGGCAACCAAGUAAGAGGCAUAGUAGUAUAAAAUACAAUAGGAUAGAUACGGUUGGAGGGCAGAAAUUUCUAAUGCAGGAGAAGCUGUGGCAAGUCAUUUAGCUCAAGCCUCAGUUUUCUCAUUUGUGAAAUGGAGAGAUUUGGCUAGAUAAUCUUUGUGUCUCUUCAGUUCUGUGAGAGGAAUGCAUGAGAUGGGGUGAAGUAUAAGCCAGGAAUAUGCCAAGAUGUGUAUCAAGGCAAGAACAUACCAUGAUUGUGUGCUGGGGGAAGCGUUUUCUCACAUCCUUCAGGAAUUCAACAAAAUGCUCUGAGUAGCCAUUGGCCACAUCCAGGCAGAUGUAUUUCACCUGGGGAAUUGCUUCAAGGAUUUGUUCUAGUUGCUUAAAGUCUGAAGCACCUGUUCCUGAGCUGGCAGCCAGAUGCUGGUGGGGGGAAAACAGGCAUCAAUGUUGAAACAGGAAUUCUUAAGGGUUCCACUGAUAAAUGUAAGGGAAUCUGAAUUUGAAGAAAAAAAUACAUCUUUAUUUUCACUAACUUCUAACUGAAGUAGCAUUUCCUUCAUUUAUGACUUAACAAACUUUAUUCCCCUUCCAUAGCUGUCACCAGUUUGCCAAAAGGCAGACCAAAAUAAAAAAAAUCUCUGAUCUGAUGGAUGGGAAACAUAUUAUGGAUAAUUAAACAAGACAGAGCCAGAGAUAAAUAGGGGAAAGCAGGCAGAGUUGGAAGAGAAGGGAUAUCAUCCUUUAAAGACAAACUUUAUAUGGCUAGGGAUAGGGUGGGGAUAGGGUAGAGUUAGGGCAGGAUAGGGUCCCACCUUACCUCUAGACAGUCAGGAUUCUUAUUAGCAAACUCCUUCCACUGCUCAAGACUGUAGUGUUUAUGGAUGGCCGUGAACAGAGAGAACUGAGGAGAAGCAAAGAUAGCAAAGUGAUUUUAACCUCAGUCUUCCUCCUAUUAAAAAUAAUCAUGCUAUUGUUUCUUUUUGGUUUAGAGUAGAGAAGUAAUCGAGUCAGUCGCUGAGUUUGAAGUUGUAGCUAACAAUCCAAUCCUAUCUCCCAUCACAGAUUUUACACCUAGGAUUAUAACCAUAAGUAAUUUUUUUUUUUGGUAACUUCCUAUCUACCUGUUUAGGAUCCCAUCUCCUGGCAUCUACUCUGAUCCUGAUAGGGAGUUAAUAUAAUGAGCAGUUAGUUGGUGAAAUAUGACAGGCAGCGGGAUAUUCAGGCAGGACCAAGAUAUUGUCCUCCCUCCUUUGAGACUGGCAGGGGUUCCAGGAAGUACCAUGUGAGCUUGGCACAGGGCCACAAAAGAUGAACAGUGAAGAUGUUGGGCUCUUGAAUUUGCAGGCAUCAACUAGAAUGGUUGAGGUAAGGUAUUUGCUAUGAGAGUCUAGGUACCUGGCCAUUUUAUAAGGCUGAUAGUGCUAAGUUAACAUGUUUCCCUAGAGUCUUCAGGCAUGAGUAGUGGCAUUUUAGUAACUCCAGCUUCCCAAAGAAGGUGCCUUAUGCCCUCUUAAGGUACCAUCUGACAAUAUAAUAGUACUAAAGCUAGCAAGGCUGAUUUCUUCACAACCACUGAAAUGAAGGCAGGGCAGGUAUUUUUGUUUCCUGUUUAAAAAAAGUUCAAGGAUGAUAUAUCUUGUUAAAUAUGUACAUGCAUUAAUGUUCAACAAACCUUCAAGCCAAAUCUCUUGUUCCUUAACUAAAAAAACUGAAAACAUCCCAAAUACUUGAAAAAAGGCUUCCAACAGUCAUUGCCCAUGGCUUUUGUAAGUUCUUAUAUAGGAACAUGCAAAAAAAGGCAGUUAGCAAUGUUAGCACAGUAUUAAGGUGUCAUGUUUGAGGAGGCCAUGUAUUAAUUUGCACCAAAAACCUCUAACUUUAAAGCUAAAGAUCUUAAAGAGAGCUACUAAGCUAACAGCUGGCACUGUAUUUUGCUCUUUCAGCAACAUAAUCCCAAACAGUAUGCUGACCAAGAAACCAGGGUUCAGGAAAAUGAAGAUUCUCUUUAGGAGAUGUUGAUAGAAUGCUGCAUCAAACUUAACAAGUUAGUGGUUUAUUUAGUCUCUAAAUAUCUUUGUUAUGUAAUACUGUGAGACAUAUAAGUAGCAUGAUAUCUUAUCUGGUUUCCUUAGUACUUUUCAGAAUCAUCUAUAAGCCAUUCUAGACAUUACAGUGUGACAGGCUUUGACAGUGCAGCCAAUUCAUUAGUAUUGAAAUCAUGCUCAUCACAAACCAGCUGUGCUAGGGAAGGCACACGUUAAUGGACAAUACAACUUCUACACAUUAAUUGAAUGGUAAGCUGGAGCUUAGACCCCCCCCAAAGCAAGGGUAGGGGUGAAGCAUAAGAAUACUUGGAGACUUUUUUUUUAAGUGAACCAAAGAUUUCAUUUGUAUAGCAAACUCCUGGUGAUGAAAUUCCCUCUACCAAUGCAGAUAAGGCAGAUAGGUACCUGCUACCUGUAUUGCAACUUAGGGUCCAAGAGUUGGAGGUGGGGAGCAAUUGAUUGUGUCCAAUUACUUUCUCAGGGUCACAAAGCUCCUAUAUGUCAAGGAUGGGGCUUAAACCCACAUUUUCCUGACUUGAAGCUUAGGCCACUCUCUAUGAGGACAUAUUGAACAUAAAAUCUUAACAUACAUAGCAGAGCCAAGUUUUUUCAACAAGUAAUAGGAGUCAGGCCAUACUGCAAUAAAAAAAGAGCAUGCCGACAAGGCCAACAGACAUAUCCAUUGAUGGAGAUGGCCACUAACCAGUGGUGGAAAAGUUCACUUAUCUAUCCUCCGGCUACAUUGGGUUGUAAAAUUGUCAGCAGUGACUUCUUCAAACAGGAAGUUCAAUAAGAAACUGUGUACAUAAAAAUACAUGCCAUAUUGGAUGCAAUAAAAAAACUAACACCAGUUCUACUGCCCAGGGCUUUACACUAUUUUUAAAAGUUGUUUAUUAAGAGAUCUCAAUGUGUCUUGAGUUUUGUGGUUCUGUCAUAAUUAUGAAAUAUGAAAGGAUGGGGAGGAGUUAUACCUGGGUAAUGAAUGGUAUAGGUGGGGUUAUACUUUUAUUUAUAGAAGUAUACACUGUUACUUCUAAUGAAAACAAAGGGCAAUUAGUUCCAUUAAAAAAUCUGAUAAAUGGGUGAUUGGAGGAAUCAUAAUACAAAAGUGUUUUGUGACUUUACAGUAGUGUUUGGUCAUAAUGUUAUUCACAAUGUUAUUGUGAAAUGCCAGAGGCAAUCAUAUUUGUGACAUACCUGUAUGUAUGUUGGAGGUGGGAGAAAAAGAAGUUAUAAAGUUGAAUCUAAAACUAAAAUAAUUAAAAACUUUUUAAAGAUGUCAAA